Molecule: messenger RNA, 1985 nt
Organism: Bubalus bubalis (water buffalo)
Lineage: Eukaryota; Metazoa; Chordata; Mammalia; Artiodactyla; Bovidae
Product: cytochrome b-245 chaperone 1
Exons: 7
Coding region: 231-794 (187 amino acids)
Source: RefSeq, a predicted model, not a curated record
GCUACCCAAAACGGGGCCCCUGGAGCCAGCAUUUUGAACGUAUUGCAUCGUGCAGGGCAGAAUUCUCCACGUGUGGACGAUCAGUCCCCUUUGCUGACUCGUUCAUUAAGCCGGUGCUCCUGGCCGUCCAAACCCUCCGCUGGGUGCGGACUGUUGUCUCCGCAGCUGCAGGAGCUGACUUUUUCGGCGCCGUGGUCUCCUGUUGAAGGUGGUCGCAGCACGUUUCAGGGAUGUAUAUGCAGGUGGAGACACGCACCAGCUCCUGCCUCCAUCUGAAGAGGGCUCCAGGCAUCAGAUCCUGGUCCCUGCUGGUUGGAAUCUUGUCGAUCGGCCUGGCUGCUGCCUACUACAGUGGAGAUAGUCUGGGCUGGAAGCUCUUCUACGUCACGGGCUGUCUGUUUGUGGCCGUGCAGAACCUGGAGGACUGGGAGGAAGCUGUCUUCAACAAGAGCACCGGGAAGGUAGUGCUGAAGACAUUCAGCUUGUAUAGGAAGCUGCUGACUCUCUGCAGAGCAGGCCAUGACCAAGUGGUGGUCCUGCUCAGUGACAUCCGGGAUGUGAAUGUGGAGGAGGAGAAGGUCCGGUACUUCGGGAAGGGCUAUGUGGUGGUGCUUCGGUUCGCCACAGGCUUCUCCCACCCUCUCACCCAGAGUGCUGUCAUGGGCCACCGCAGUGAUGUGGAAGCCAUUGCCAAGCUUAUCACUACUUUCCUGGAGCUGCACCGCCUGGAGAGUCCUGUGGAGCUGUCUCAGAGCAGUGACAGUGAGGCUGACGGCCCCGGAGACCAGAGCUGACCUCCAUGGCACCCCUCAGCAGGGUUCUGAUGGGGCCCCAGCAGGACUGAUGGGCUGCCUGGGAGUCUUUCUCCUCGGCUCUUGGCUGUGUCCCUGGCAGCCCCAGGGCAGGACCCUCAGCCAUUCCUGCUGCUUGCUUCUGUCCUCCAAGUGAAACCACAGGGGGAUCUUCUCUGCAGGCUGAUGUGCCUCUUCCUGGAAUCAGCCCAUUGGGGCAGUAGCCUGGUGUGGACAGGCCAGACCUGCUAGCCAUGUGGGGCUCAAGGCCUCUGAAAUGGGAAGGACACCCGGGGUCCCAGGGCACGAAGCAUAGGACUGAGCUCUCUGGGUCAGGGUCUUGCCAGGACUCAGUCCUGCAGGUUACAACAAGCUUUCAGCAGGCAGGUGUGGGGCCUGGCUGGGUCAGCCUCUGAGGAUGCUGUCUCCGCCUGUUCUGUGGAUCCUAGCUCCUUCCCUGUUCCCCAUGUUCAUCCCUUCCACUAGCCAGACGCCCUCAGUGGUCAGAAGUGAGGUGCUCACCCGUGAGCUCCUGGUGCUCAGGGUGCACGCCAAGGGGCCCAUUUGAUUGGUGUGCUGUUGCCAUAGUGAGGCCUCUAGAACCCCAAUGGCUCAUCUCGAGUCCAGAUGAGGCAGGAGACAGAUGCUGGCCUUCUGUUUGCGCUCCAGAAUGGAAGUAACAACAGGGUAAAUAGCCAGUGUUUGUCUCUCUUAAACACCUUAGGGUAGUAAUCAUGCAAAGACAAAGGGGCAAAACCCUGUUUUGAGUAAAGGAUUAAGGGAUGUCCACUCCUCCCUCUUGUGGGACCAGGGAGACACUGCACAUACACAGAAAGGUCAAGUCGGGGUUAAAAGUCAGGAUAAUGCUAGGCCAUAAUGAGUCUUGCUCCUCCCAGAAGCCUUCAGUUGGAGAUUCAUCUUGGCUGAGAGGUGCAUGCACACCCAAAGGAGCAUCUCAGGGUAGGUCAGGUGUGGAAAAGAAACCAGAUAACUGGCUGAAGGUAAAGACCUGGAAGAACUGACCUAUAUAAAUGACUUAACCGCCCCUUUCCAGUGCUCCUCCUGAGAGAUGCCCACACCCGUUCUCUCUGGGCGUGCAUCUCUGCCUUGCUUCUUUCUCAACAACCAGUUCUCCAUGUGCUCUUCCGCUUGUUGUUAUGCUAAGUCUCAAUAAACUUUGUACCUGCAUUAACA